UGCCUAACCCCCAACCCCUACCGCCUUUAAACCAGGCAUAACUGCCUAAGACACAGAUUCGCUUUCACUUUGAGGAGCUUUGAAAGACCAACGGCAUGAACAACUUCAGAAGCCAUGGUCUGGGAACAUAUUCUAACCAGACUUUUUCAAGUUUGAGAGUCAAUCUUUCUUCACAAUCCGGAACUUUCUCUGUCCGGUCCUCAGCUAGAUGCCAGUAAAGGUGAUCCACACCAAAAUUACCACAUCGAUAACCCCAGGCCUCGAGUCUAUGACUACCGUCAGUUCCCCUCAGGCCCUGUUCCGGGCCCUGGGCCUUCUUCGUCUGCUGCAGCUGUCAUCUUCCUGCGUGGCUUUCUCAAUAGUGGUCCACAUGGAAGCCUGGACGGGCCCCAUGGGCAACUGGUGCCUGUUCUCCUGGUUCUUCAGCUUCUUCGUGACCCUGAUAAUCCUGAUUGUGGAGUUGAGUGGACUGCACAGCCGCUUCUCCAAGUCUUGGCUGGAAAUCCCCAUCACCUGUGCCUGCUAUGCCACCCUCUUCUGUCUGACAUCUUCCAUCAUCUAUCCUACCACCUAUGUGAGGUUCAUGUCCCAUGGAUACGCCAGAAAUCAGGCUAUCAGAGCCAGUAUCUUCUCCUGCAUCGCCUGCUUGGCUUACGGGACAGAAGUGAUCUGGACUCUGGAAAGGCCUGGUCAUGGCUCUAGCUACAUGACCACUCUGCCGGGGAUGCUCAAGAUUAUGGAGUCUUUCAUUGCCUGCCUCAUCUUUGCUUUCCUCAGUAACCGAUACUUGUACGGGCACGAACCUGCCCUGGAGUGGUGUGUGGCCGUGUACUCCAUAAGCUUCAUCCUAACCAUGUUGGUCAUCCUGCCGACCUUGGGGAAUUUUACCAUCACGUUCCCCAACUUCUUGAGAAGCAUAUCUUUCAUAUGUGUCCUCUUGUACUCCACCGCCAUGGUCCUCUGGCCUCUGUACCAUUUCAGUGAGGGAUUUCGUGGCCAGCCCAAUCGAGAAAAGGAUUCGAGCUGCGGUGGCUCCUACACAGUGUGUAGCUGGGACCGCAAACUGACAGUGGCCGUCUUGACCGGUGCCAACCUGCUGUUAUAUACAUUUGACUUUAUCAACUAUGGCUAGCUGGUGUCGAGGUCUAAGAUUCACAAGAUGAUCCCUUGGCAUAUCCCUGCUGCAACAACUUCAUUUCCUUGCCCCGUUUCCUCCUCUCCCCUUUUCUUUAUACCUUCAACCCAAUUCAUUAUUCUAUUUCCAGUUUAUUUUCCUUUCCUUUCCUUUUUUCCUUUUUUUUUUCUUCUGGGUUUUAUCGUCCUAUUUGCACCUGAGUUGUGUCUCCAUAGCUCUCAUCUUUAACACUUUUGGUUUUUGUUUUUGUUUUUGUUUUUGUUUUUUGUUUUUGUUUUUGUUUUUUUUUGUCUUCAGCUACUCUCACCCCAAAGGUGUUAGGCUGACA
Meriones unguiculatus (Mongolian gerbil) is the source of this 1463-nucleotide messenger RNA. Its product is annotated as myeloid-associated differentiation marker-like. Bases 209 to 1132 code for a protein of 307 amino acids. Gene Ontology annotation, cellular component: plasma membrane; cell-cell junction. Gene Ontology annotation, biological process: negative regulation of heterotypic cell-cell adhesion. The transcript has a single exon. The record is from RefSeq and is a predicted model, not a curated record. Lineage: Eukaryota; Metazoa; Chordata; Mammalia; Rodentia; Muridae.